Bombina bombina (fire-bellied toad) is the source of this 3599-nucleotide messenger RNA. It is a transcript of the gene ADAM15, whose product is annotated as ADAM metallopeptidase domain 15. Gene Ontology annotation, molecular function: metalloendopeptidase activity; integrin binding. The record is from RefSeq and is a predicted model, not a curated record. Gene Ontology annotation, biological process: proteolysis; integrin-mediated signaling pathway; innate immune response. NCBI's taxonomy places the organism in Eukaryota, Metazoa, Chordata, Amphibia, Anura, Bombinatoridae. The transcript is spliced from 25 exons. The coding region runs from base 80 to 2917 and encodes 945 amino acids.
CCACCUCCUGUCAGUCCCCGGCCUGGUCAGUCACUCUCAGUUCCUCUCUCCCAAUGUCGGGUUGUAUGUUAGCGGCGGGAUGAGGUUGGGGGCUUGUUGGUUGAUGCUGCUCCUGUGCGGGCUUGAUGCAGGACACUCAUAUAACAUACAGACCUCACAGGCUCACGGGCACAUUGUCCUUGCUCGGGAUUCAAGGGGGAAGCUUACCCGUAAUAACCAUAGGAACGUAACCCAUGGAUUUGGGGUACAGCUGAGUCAUUCCAGGGUUCAGAAGGAGGAAUCUAGAUCACACUUGAUAGACGAAACACCUUACUGGGAAAUAAAUCCAGAAAUCCACAUUGAUGGUCAUAGAUUGAGCCUGAAGGAAGCUGUCCAAAGUCUUCCCAGCCAGCUACAGCUCACUUUGCAAAUAGAAGAAACAACGGUCCUGGUGGAAUUACAUCACAGUUGGUACCUGCUCCCGGCUUCCUACGGCUUGACCUAUUAUCUUCCGAAUGGAACACGUGUAACAGAGAACUCUGAUCCGAGAAAUUGCUAUUAUCGAGGACAUGUGGUUGGGAACACAGGUUCUUGGAGCAGCUUUAGUUUAUGCUCAGGGCUCAGCGGGGUUGUCGUCUUGUCUCCAGACAGAAGUUAUAGUAUCGAACCUAUACCAGGAAAUUCUUCCAAUAUGCACGUAUUGCGCCCAAUCAGGGACAGAAUGCUGUGGAAUCUGACAUAUGAGUCAGUGGAGGAUUCAUAUAAAACAUCAGAGGCUCGCACGAAGCUUAUGGAUCGGACAGAGCUUUCUGCCCUUAAGAGGAAGAAGAGGAACAUUGUGAAUGAAACUAAGUAUGUUGAAUUGGUGAUGGUUGCAGACAAUAGUGAGUUCAAAAUGUUCCACGGAGACCUUAAGAGCCUUCAAACAAGGAUGCUGGAGAUGGCAAACAAGGUUGAUGCGUUUUAUCGUAUGCUUAAUGUGCGAGUAGUUUUGGUCUCUGCUGAGGUCUGGAACCAGAAAGAUGAGAUCCUAGUAAGUACAGAUCCAGGUGAAACACUGACCCGAUUCUUGGCAUGGAGAGAGAAGCAGUUGUUGCUGCGAGUGCCACAUGACAAUGCUCAACUUUUAACUGGUGUCACAUUUAAAGGCUCUGCUGUAGGAAUGGCAACCAUCAAUUCAAUGUGCACAGCAGAUCGGUCUGGAGGUGUUAAUAUGGACCAUUCUGUGAGUAUCUUAGGGGUGGCAUCCACUAUGGCACAUCAACUGGGGCACAAUCUCGGUAUAACCCAUGACACAGUGGCUAAGAAGUGUGGAAAUCCAGUGAAUGGGAGAAAUUGGAUCAUGGAGCAGUCUGGAGGGUUUAUGCCUGGCCUUGCUUUCAGUAACUGCAGUCUCUCAGAUCUGGUCUAUAACCUCAAGCAGGGGGCUGCUAUGUGUCUCUAUAAUGUUCCAUCCCCCCGGAAUGUGUUUGGAGAGCCGCGUUGUGGAAACAUGCUGGUGGAGGAGGGAGAACAGUGUGACUGUGGACUUACUCAGGAAUGCACAGACCCAUGCUGUAAUGCCACCUCAUGUCAACUAGUGGUUGGUGCAGAGUGUUCCUCCUCUGGAUUGUGCUGUUCUCAGUGUAAGCUGAAGCCUAUAGGGUCUUUGUGCCGUGAAGCAGUUGGAGAAUGUGAUCUACCAGAGUUUUGCAAUGGCGUGUCUCCUCAGUGCUCCUCAAAUGUGUUUCUGCACAAUGGAGAGUCAUGUGAUAAAGGCCGUGCUAAAUGCUAUCAGGGGAAGUGCAUGAACCCCCAACUCCAUUGCCAGAACCUCUGGGGACCUGGUUCUUCCCCCGCCCCAGAAACCUGCUUCAGAAGACUAAACAUGAGGGGAGACAAAUAUGGAAACUGUGGUCGGAGGCCAAAUGGCACCUACGUGCCUUGCACAGAAGUAGAUGCACCCUGUGGGAAAAUACAGUGUCAAGGGGGAGAUAUCGGAUUCAUGGUGGGAUCUGAUGCCGAUAUUGUGACCGUGAAUGUAACUGUGAGUGAGGCUAUGGAAUCCUGCCAGGCUGUGCACUUUAAUAUUGGUGAUGACGUAUGGGAUGCUGCCAUGGUGAUGACUGGAACUUUGUGCGGGGAAGGUAAGAUAUGUGUUAGACACAGGUGUCAGGAUGCAGCGUUGCUCCUAGUCAAAGGCUGUAAGAAUAAAUGCAGUGGGAAUGGGGUUUGUAACAGUAAUAAUAACUGCCACUGUGCCCCGGGCUGGGCACCUCCAGAUUGUGCAAGUGCUGGACAAGGUGGCAGCAUUGACAGUGGGCCUCUUGCUUUAGAAAAAGCUGGUAGAGGCCACGCUACUACCUUCCUUCUGGUCUUCCUCCUGUUUAUUCCGCUUGUGAUCUUGCUGGUAUUCUGUUAUAAGAAACGUGAGUUCCUGCAUAGAAGACUUGAAAACUUUAGCAAAGGUAGAAGCUGUCAGUACAGGGUGACCCAGACCGACAACAAAUCCCGUCCACAACGCCCUCCACCACCUCAGCGGACUCAAAGUACUGAGCUGCAGAUUAUGUCUGCCACUAGCCAGGCCAACUAUCAGGGUUCUGAGCGCCCUGAACCACCAUCCAAGCCUCUUCCACCUGAUCCAGUGAAAAGGCAGAGUUCUGACCGGCCUGAACCACCAUCCAAGGCUCUUCCACCUGAUCCAGUGAAAAAAAACUGCCAGGCUGCUGCUCAGGACAGGCCGCCUCCUCCUAAUCGGCCACUUCCUGCAGAUCCCCUACUGCAACGGGCUCAGGAUGCUGCUCAUGGCAAGCCUCCUCUUCCAAGGAAACCUCUCAUCUAUGAACCACUGCUGCAGCACCAAGACCCUAUCCUCCGUUUGCCAGUAUACUUUGACAGUACUGCACCAUCACGACCUGCCCCUCCGCCUCCAGGUAUAACUAGAACACCCCGUGUGUAGCCGAUGCAAGUUUUACAUGGACAUGGAAAGACAGUAUUACUGUGGACACAGACCCUGCCCCCUGCGACUGGGGAAUUUAAAGACCCUCAAUAUCAGCAAGUGGGGAAGGGUAACGAGCAAAGAUAUUUAAAUGACACUUUAGCUGCUGUGAGGUCAUUGAAUACUUUACAGACUAAGACUUUUGUCUUCCUUACUGCCUGGGUUUACCUCUGGCUGGGCUUAUGGGGACAUCAGGUGACCCCCAAAUCAUGAUGACAAAGCCCCUGCUGUAUAUUGCUUGUCAUCCUCAGGGACCGUGUGUGUGGACGUGUGCGCGUAGGCAAGUGUGUGUGUGUGCACAUGCGUGUGUGUGGAUGUGUGCGCGUGGGCAAGUGUGUGCACAUGCGUGUGUGUGGACGUGUGCGCAUGGGCAUGUGUGUGCUGGGCUGCUAAGUAUAUGUGUGUGUUAUUAUGUACAGGAUUUGUGUACAAGUAAGUGCAUAAGGGAAGAGGUGAAUGAAUGAAUAUUUGUAUUGCUGGUAAAGUGUAAUUGUCAGGAACCCUGCAAGACGUACUCUUAUCACAUAAGAGUGAUAAUCCAAUAGCUGUUCAUUUUAAUGCAGAUUAUGGAUAAAGGGAAUUUGUUGGAUAAUAAAAUGGAAGCUGGAAUUUCCACUGAAAGAUUAAACAUUUUUUAAAGGUG